This is a messenger RNA of Neodiprion virginianus, 2851 nucleotides long. Its product is annotated as BRCA1-associated RING domain protein 1-like. The coding region runs from base 423 to 1976 and encodes 517 amino acids. The transcript has 10 exons. The record is from RefSeq and is a predicted model, not a curated record. Lineage: Eukaryota; Metazoa; Arthropoda; Insecta; Hymenoptera; Diprionidae. Gene Ontology annotation, molecular function: protein binding.
CUUGUACAAUUCAAUAAUAUGUGCAUUAAUGUGUAUAAAAUUGUGUGCCAUCUACUCAACGCACAGAUUAUCGAAUUCUACAAGUUAUACACAUUAGUUACAUCAAAAAUAUUACAAAAACACUAUACCAACAUACACUAAUGUACACAAUUCAUACAUUAUUCUUCAUGCGUCAUUUCGUUCGUUCGCGCCAAACCAACCAAACCCCUCGACCAGUCUGCACGAGCGUCCUUCAUCAUUCUUGGCAUAUUCUUGUUAACGGCAGGUGUUAAUUAAGUAUUGUUAAGGUACAAAAGUUGAUAAACAUCAAAGAUUUAUCUUCUUUUUUAAGUUGGAACCGUAAGCGUUCUAAGAGAUUUUUAACGAAAGGGGACUCAUUAUUUACCCAUGUUCUUUGGCGUAAGAACGCCACAAGUUACACAAUGGAUUUGAUGAACAACGUAGAUCGAUGGGGUAACACACAAGCAGCGCUCAAGGACUUCAUGAUUAAUUUCAGCUGCGACAAGUGCAACUACACAGCACGUGACCCAAUUCGUUACCAGAAAUGUGACCACCUAUUUUGCACAACAUGUAUUGGGUCUAAAUCCCAAUGCCCAGUAUGUAAUACUCCAGCCGAAAGAAAUGAAGUUUACCCUGACAAAAUAACACAAAAGUUGAUUGGUUAUGGCAACACGAUUUCUCAAAUAGUUCAUAAGUCCUAUCCAUCAAUGAAAAACGAUGACACAGCUCUGAGUAGUAAUUUGUCAGUAAAAGAACAUAAUGUUUCAACCAAGUCACAGAGUAUUCCCAAAAAUAUAAAUAAACCAAAUAUGAACGGGGAAACACCACUGCACAAAGCAUGUUUAAAGAGAAACAUUGAAAAGGUUCGUUCUCUACUAGAGGCAGGAGCAAACCCCAAUACACAAGAUCAUGCUAAGUGGACUCCUUUGUUCGAGGCAACUAGUUAUGGAUAUUACGAAAUCUGUAAGCUUCUUCUUGAGGCAGGGGCAAAUCCAGAUACACCAGUUGAACAGAAUCGAACAGCUUUACAUGAGGCAGUUAAAUACAACAAUAUUGAAAUGAUAAAACUUCUGCAGCAAUACAAAGCUGAUGUCAAUGCAUGUGACAGUUCUGGUAAAACACCGCUUGAUUAUGCAUCUGAAGAGGUCCACAAAAUUUUAACAUCUUAUAAACCUGCGGACAACAGUCUGGAAAAAAGUUUGUCAAAUAUUUCAAACAUAACAGCAUUGUACAACAACAGUUUGACUAGCAAUGGAACUCAUGUACUUGGAUUAAACUUGAGUAGCGAGAGCCAGCUCCUGCUUUCUGAACUAGCUAGUAAAUACAAAAUUAAAACAGUCAAAACGUUUACAGCUGCUGUAACUCACGUUGUUGUGGAAGCUAAUAUUCAGUGUGAUACCCCUGUGAAUUAUGUAGUUUUACUUGCUAUUCUUCAUGGUGACUGGAUCCUCGCCAGUGAAUUGCUCAGGCAUUGCGCAAAUUUUACAGACCUUAGCACAAUAGAACUGGAAUUUUUUGAAGUACAGGGUACAACAAAUGCUCGAGGUAGUGGCGCUCCUACUCGAGCCAGAGAGAAUAUGCAGAAAAAGAACCCAGGGCUUUUCAAUGGCUGCAAUUUUUUCUUUGCAAUAAACAACCAGUCUACAUAUACAUUUGGUGAUCUACAGUUUACUAAGUUGACACUUUCAAAAUUAAUUACUGAGGGGGGAGGAAAAGUAUUAAAUAGGAAACCUGAUCCUGAAUCAAUACGAACGUACGAGGAAAUUCCGUUCCAUGUAGGACGGAAUGUUUCUCAUCCCUUACACAGGUGUUCUCAUUAUAUAAUAUAUGUGCCUGGCAUGGAUGAGCCACAGAUAAAAUAUAAUAUGUCACACAUAAGAUCUCUACCUUUGAUUUGGCUCAUUGAAUCUAUCGAACAAUUCAAAUUACUAGAUCCUGCCGAAAUAGGCAUAAUUCCCUCUGCUGAUAAGGAGUGAUAAUUGCUUGAGACUGAGUCUCAUUUUCAAUUUUACCGGCCCGAUCAUAACCAUCGUAAAUACAACGAUUAUUUGGUUUGCUAUCAGCUAAUUAUACAUAUGCCAUUUUAACCAAUCGACCAUAUUAUUACUUCAUGAAUUUUAAAUUUACCAGCAUUGGAAAUACACUCAGCACCAAUGUUACUGAGUUUUUACCUUAAUUUUUAUAUUGUCUCAUAAAUGUUUAAUAGAAUCUCGAUUAUUCGAAUCAUUUUGGACUGGGUCGACUUCGUCUUACGUAAUCUAUGGUUCAGAUAUUAAAGGUUUCACUGUAUUGUGUUAAAUCUUGUGUUGUUAUUUUAUAAAAGUAACUGUUAUGUAUUAUAUAUUUUUUAUUGAUUUAUCACAUUUAGAAUGUUUGAAACCAAAUAGCAUUAAAUUCCGAUUAUUUCAAUAUUCUCACCGAUAAAAAUAUGCAAUAGGAGAAAAUUGCAAAUAUAUUAUAUUGUGGUAUUUAUGAUACCAAAUUUUCACAUAUUUGCAUGCAACUCUUUUUCUUUCUUACAAAUUGGUAAAGUUGAAAAGAUUUAGAUUUUAGAUUUUACGUUUAACAUGUAUCAUUUUUUCUCAUUUAUUACAUUUCGAUUUUACCGAGCUUAAUGUGAUACGUAAUUCUUACGACCUAAGUUCAUCUUGUUAAGUGGUAUCGUACCAAUAAGACACAUGGAAUGAAUAGAGCUUGAAGUUUAUAUUGAUACAGAAUUAGAGAAGAUGUUAUAGAUAUAAAAAUUGAUUUUUCACUUAUGUGGUAUAUUUGUAAAUUUAAUUUCUGACGAGGGCCCCCCCCCCCUCGAAGGGCCAGAACUUCAAAUAAAGUGACAAUUUCUGAUCUACGA